CCCACGCCCCCGCCCCCGCUCCCCGGGUCCGGGCUGGCCGCGGCGCCACGCCCCGGCCGCCCGUUAUCUGCCCGCCGCGGCUCCCGGCCGGUCUGCAGGGGCCUCCCUCUGUGGGCCUCGGGGUGUCCCCCGUUGUCCUGCUCCCACUGACGCAGGCAGGGCUUUUUCCCCCACUGACGGGUCUGAGAACGGGGUCUUCGCCCUCCUCUCCUCGCCGGGACCUCCAUUCCCGCCGCCCGAGUUUCCCUGCCCCUCUUGACAGCUCCAUGACGCAGCCAGUUUUAUUUCUGUUGUGAGACUGAUGGCUAAAACUCGCUUUGGGCUUUCUUUCUAGGACUAGAAUUGGUCUUUGAUUGCUGAGAGGUAGACAGGGGUGCUGGGUUUGACAACGGCCGCACCCGAAGCCAGCCGAGCCUCUGUGUGCCUUCACAGGAUCUGUGUGUCGUCGUUAGCUGCCUCUUGGGGUUUGGUUUCGGUACCUGGGGCCCUGGUAAAAGCAGACACCGAAUCGCUCUUACACGGCCAGAGUUACUGUCAUUUGCCUCUCGUCUCUUAGAGGAUGGUAGGCAGCACCAGCCUCUCAGCAACUGGGAUUCAGAGAAGACUGCCCUGCGAAAUGGCUCUAUCAGCCAUUGUGCUCCUCUGAGAGGCUCUCAGUGCUGAGUCACCACAUCCAUCCACCUCAUUUAGGUGGGCAGAGCUGUGCCCCAGGCCAGUGGCUCCUGACCACUCUUGACUAGGAGGAGGGGUUACUCUAGCCGAAUGUUUCCUUAACUCUAGAAUAGAGUAGGAAGGCCCUGACUCCGUCCCUGUGCCGGCCUUCAGCAGCCAGUCAGCAGCCCUUUCAGUAAACUGAGAAACGUGCCCCUAGACAGGCGCUCUUUGGAGUUGUGUUCGUCUAGCUGAGGGCUGUUGUUUUGAUGGAGUCUGUGCUUUCCCCCAACCCUGUCUUUAUUAGCGGCUGCUGUCUCUUGGCAUAGAUCCAGUCUACAGAUGUAUGGAGUCCUUUUUGGGUUAGGCUUGGCAGGAUUGAGUUUUGUUUCCUCCCGUUUUUAUUGGAAGACAGACCAUAAUCUCAUUAGUGGGUUUAAUUGAUUCUAAUAUUUAUUACCAUUUGGACUGAGAGUCAGAUCUUGCCCCUUGAAAACUGAAGACCAGGCAGAUGUUUCCUGGGGAUGUUGGGCCUGGAAGCAAACACGCCUUGUUCUUUUGUUGACCUCAUUGACCCCAGGUUCCCUGGUUAAAACUGGCCUGGUACCCAGUAGCCCACUGAUCAAUCCUUGAGGCUGUGCCCUCCGGGGCAUGCACUUGACAGGGCCCACCAUCAUGCGACUGAGCUCCCUUUUGGCUCUGCUGCGACCAGCACUGCCCCUCAUCCUAGGACUGUCUCUGGGGUGCAGCCUGAGCCUCUUGAGGGUUUCCUGGACCCAGGGUGAGGGAGAAGAUCCCUGUGUAGAGGCUGUGGGGGAACCAGGAGGGCCACAGAAUCCAGACUCGAGAACUCGGCUCGACCAAAGUGAUGAAGACUUCAAACCCCGGAUUGUCCCCUACUACAGGGAUCCCAACAAGCCCUAUAAGAAGGUGCUCAGGACCCGGUACAUCCAGACAGAGCUGGGCUCUCGUGAGCGGUUGCUGGUGGCUGUCCUGACCUCCCGGGCCACACUGUCCACUCUGGCUGUGGCUGUGAACCGCACGGUGGCCCACCACUUCCCUCGGUUACUCUACUUCACUGGGCAGCGAGGGGCCCGGACUCCUGCAGGGAUGCAGGUGAUAUCUCAUGGGGACGAGCGACCAGCCUGGCUCAUGUCAGAGACCCUGCGCCAUCUUCACACACACUUUGGGGCCGACUACGACUGGUUCUUCAUCAUGCAGGAUGACACAUAUGUGCAGGCCCCCCGCCUGGCAGCCCUUGCUGGCCACCUCAGCAUCAACCAGGACCUGUACUUGGGCCGGACAGAGGAGUUCAUUGGUGCAGGAGAGCAGGCCCGGUACUGCCACGGUGGCUUUGGCUACUUGUUGUCCCGGAGUCUCCUGCUUCGACUGCGGCCACAUCUUGAUGGCUGCCGAGGAGACAUUCUCAGUGCCCGUCCUGAUGAGUGGCUUGGCCGCUGCCUCAUUGAUUCUCUGGGCAUUGGCUGCGUCUCACAGCACCAGGGGCAGCAGUAUCGCUCAUUUGAACUGGCCAAAAAUAGGGACCCUGAGAAGGAGGGGAGCUCGGCUUUCCUGAAUGCUUUUGCGGUGCACCCUGUCUCCGAGGGAACCCUCAUGUACCGGCUCCACAAACGCUUCAGUGCCUUGGAGCUGGAGCGGGCGUACAGUGAAAUAGAACAACUGCAGGCUCAGAUCCGGAACCUGACUGCACUGACCCCAGAGGGGGAGGCAGGGCUGAGCUGGCCCAUUGGGCUCCCUGCCCCUUUUACAGCGCACUCUCGUUUUGAGGUGCUGGGCUGGGACUACUUCACAGAGCAGCACACCUUCUCCUGCGCAGACGGGGCCCCCAAGUGCCCGCUGCAGGGGGCCAGCAGGGCAGACGUGGGUGACGCCGUGGAGACUGCUUUGGAGCAGCUGAAUCGGCGUUAUCAGCCCCGCCUGCGCUUCCAGAAGCAGCGGCUGCUCAAUGGCUACCGGCGCUUCGAUCCAGCGCGGGGCAUGGAGUAUACCCUGGACCUGCUGCUGGAGGCCGUGACACAGCGAGGGCACCGGCGGGCCCUGGCCCGCAGGGUCAGCCUGCUGCGGCCGCUGAGCCGGGUGGAAAUCCUCCCUAUGCCCUACGUCACUGAGGCCACCCGAGUGCAGCUGGUGCUGCCGCUGCUGGUGGCCGAAGCUGCUGCGGCCCCUGCCUUCCUCGAGGCCUUUGCAGCCAGUGUCCUGGAGCCACGAGAGCAUGCGUUGCUCACCUUGUUGCUGGUCUAUGGGCCUCGGGAAGGUGGCCGAGGGGCCCCAGACCCAUUUCUUGGGGUGAAGGCAGCAGCGGCUGAGUUGGAACGACGGUACCCUGGGACGAGGCUGGCCUGGCUCGCCGUGCGAGCGGAGGCCCCUUCCCAGGUGCGGCUCAUGGACGUGGUCUCUAAGAAGCACCCGGUGGACACGCUCUUCUUCCUCACCACCGUGUGGACCAGGCCCGGGCCCGAAGUCCUCAACCGCUGCCGCAUGAAUGCCAUCUCUGGCUGGCAGGCCUUCUUCCCAGUCCAUUUCCAGGAGUUCAACCCUGCCCUGGCACCACAGAGAUCUCCCCCAGGGCCCCCGGGGGCUGGCCCUGACCCCCCGUCCCCUCCUGGAGGUGACCCUUCCCGGGCGGCUCCCGUAGGGGGCAGGUUUGACCGACAGGCUUCUGCAGAGGGCUGCUUCUACAAUGCUGACUACCUGGCGGCCCGAGCCCGGCUGGCUGGUGAACUGGCAGGCCAGGAAGAGGAGGAAGCCCUGGAGGGGCUGGAGGUGAUGGAUGUUUUCCUCCGGUUCUCAGGGCUCCACCUUUUCCGGGCCGUGGAGCCAGGGCUGGUGCAGAAGUUCUCCCUGCGCGACUGCAGCCCUCGGCUCAGCGAGGAACUGUACCACCGCUGCCGCCUUAGCAACCUGGAGGGGCUGGGGGGCCGCGCCCAGCUCGCCAUGGCUCUGUUUGAGCAGGAGCAGGCCAACAGCACCUAGCACAGCCCGGGGCCCUGCACCUCCACACAUUUCCACCUCGGCCCUGUGAAGGCAAGGCAAGAUGGAUGGACAGAUGGAGAGCUUAUUGCUGUAUUUUUUUUAAUAAGAAAAUGUUAUUAAAAGUGUCUUCUGCCAGACUGUUUUUAGGUCUAGGGAAAAUGUAGUGAGAAGACUCUGAAGAAGGGGGUGGGCGUUUCCCAGAGGGACCCAGUGCCCUUCCCUCCCCAGUCAUCAGUGACCACACAGCUGCUAUCGGACGAAUGACCUUUAAUCCAGUCCCCGCCUCACCCACCAGGCAUCAGGAGUGGUGGCAGAGCCCCAGGUGACAGGGCAGGGGCCCAGAGGCCCAUGGUGGCGGUGGCACUCAUUCACAGGGCUCCUAGGUGUUACGCACGACCAGCGACUGCUCCAGCUCCUGCCUGCGCUGCUGGAUCUGUAGAGAAACAGGAGCAGGAGCAGGGUUACGUGUUGCUGGUGAGUGACAGGACAGGCCCCCACCUGCCCUGGAGGAGCAUCUGGGAGCAGGGAAGGCUCCCUUGUGGUGAAGGGGAGGGUGGAGUGGCUGGUGAGGCUGAGAAGGGAGGUUUCUACUGGAGUAAGUGGGGGAGGCUGGAGGUAUCGGGGGCCCUCCACACCUUGCAGUAGAAGUAGCGGCUGACGGCUUCCUGGGACCAGGGCUGGUGGUAGAACUCGGCCCGGCGCUCCUCCUCAGGGUUGCCUGCCACAUCUGUCAUUACCUGGGAGGGAGCAGUGGGGUCAGCCCUGAGCCCAGAGCCCCUCCAGCCCCUGUGUACCACGUUCACGGUCUUCCCAAUAUGCUUGUCUUCCAUCCAGUGCUCCCUGAGUCCCCUUCACCUUGAGGUCCCGGCUCUGGGAGCGGAGGAGGUCUUGGAUGUAGCCUUUGGGGUCUCUGGAGAAGCUUAGCAUGAAGUCCCUCUGGAUCUUGAGCUGGUUUAUGGACUCAAUCGUCUCAUGGAUCUACAGCUCUGGGCUGUGGCCCCACCUUACUGUCCAGAGCACUGAUCUCCUGCUGGUUGGCUGUGGACAGGAGGAAGCUGCUCAUCUGUCCCUUCAGCGGCUCCUCCACCUCCACGUCAAUGUCAUAGCACGCUGUCUUCUUCUGGUCCGACGGGUCCACGCUGCCAGGGAAGUCCAGCCCUUGGUGUCUAGCUGCCCCGCCACAAGAGGCCAAGGGCCAGAAGCCACAGGGAGGGAGGGGCCUGGGGGUGGGAAGAUGGGACAAGGAGGGCGGGACCACAAUGAUUCCCUGUUCUGAGGAGCAGGCUGGGGCCUCACCUGAUAACGUGGUUGAUGACAAUUGGGUCAGGGGGCAAGAGCAGAGCUGUGAGGCGCUGGGGGAUCUCAGAAAACUUCAGCCGCGGACAAUCAAAAAUCUGAAGUAGGAGAGAGAGAUCACUGUUCUGUGCUUGAAAAGAGCAUACUUUCCAUUCUGAAAAGGCCACAAGAAGCCAGGAACAAGUCUAAUUCCUCAGUGCCCGUGGGGCUGGGCGAGGGUGGCUGUGAGUAGUGGAGCGCUGACAAGGAGGUGGGUGGGCGCCACGCAGAGGUUGAGAGCACAGGCCCUGGGUCGGCUGGCCUGAGUAUAAACCCUCCUUCCACCACUCUCUGUGCGACCCUGAGCAACUUGCUUAACAUCUCAGGUCUCAGUUUCUUCCUCUAGAAAGGGGAUGAUAAUAGGACCUAUCUCACGGGGUUGCUGUGAAAAUUGAAUGAGUCGGCACAUACGAAGUGCCUGGCACGUGGUAAGUGCUCAAUAAACAUUGACUCUGAUUUUCACUA
This is a messenger RNA of Camelus dromedarius (Arabian camel), 5445 nucleotides long. RefSeq names its product chondroitin polymerizing factor 2 (gene CHPF2). Gene Ontology annotation, molecular function: glucuronosyl-N-acetylgalactosaminyl-proteoglycan 4-beta-N-acetylgalactosaminyltransferase activity. The transcript is spliced from 5 exons. The coding region runs from base 1303 to 3645 and encodes 780 amino acids. The record is from RefSeq and is a predicted model, not a curated record. Gene Ontology annotation, cellular component: Golgi cisterna membrane. Lineage: Eukaryota; Metazoa; Chordata; Mammalia; Artiodactyla; Camelidae.